AUGGUGGCUGGAGCAUGCGACUCAUGGCGUGCCCGGCGCGGCGCCCUGCUGCUCGUCUCGUGGGCGCUCACGCGCGAUCUGCCGGGCUCGUCCUGGCGGGAGAGCUCGACGACGGACAUGUCGAUGCCGUUUUUGGCUUCGGAGUACACCGCGAGAGGUCUCGCGGGUAAGCUUCCCGCAGACGCGAUCAGUAGGAACGCGUGGAUCACGCCGGCUGGCCGUAAACAGAAGACCUGUUUGUUGGUCGGGGAUGUCCGAGAGGAGGUCACGUAUAGGGAGCCGGCGGACGCGACGCGGAGAAGACGCGAUAAACCUCAGGAGAACGCGGACUCGGGCCUAACUCUCGAGAACAGCAGUGAAGAGCCGGAGCAGCAUAGAUAG
This is a messenger RNA of Fomitopsis serialis, 381 nucleotides long. RefSeq lists its product as uncharacterized. The coding region runs from base 1 to 381 and encodes 126 amino acids. Lineage: Eukaryota; Fungi; Basidiomycota; Agaricomycetes; Polyporales; Fomitopsidaceae. The record is from RefSeq and is a predicted model, not a curated record. The transcript has 3 exons.